Molecule: messenger RNA, 955 nt
Organism: Aphanomyces astaci
Lineage: Eukaryota; Oomycota; Saprolegniomycetes; Saprolegniales; Verrucalvaceae
Exons: 1
Coding region: 74-940 (288 amino acids)
Molecular function (GO): zinc ion binding
Source: RefSeq, a predicted model, not a curated record
CAGUCGUCCCCCAUACAUGGCAUGACACACUUCUCGUGUUGGCAAAGUUAUAUGCGCCAAAGCUAGGGACACGAUGCAGCCCACUUCCAACAUGGCCGACUACCUUCUAUCCCCUCGCGCAAGUCCGCGCGGCACGCCCUUGUCGUCACCGCGUGCCGCCGUUGUGCAUCCAGCACACAUGCUACUCCGCAACCUCCGAGUGGACUUUGGUCACCGUACGUCCAUGGACCGCGGCCACACGUUGUACCAUGUGGUCGCUCGCAACGCUGCCUCUGGUCGCAUGUGGGAAGUGGUCAAGACAUCCCGCGACGUGCGGGCGUUGCAGUACGCGUUGACGAUGCAGCUCAAGCAAGGCCACCAGUGUCGAGACGUGUGUCCGUGGUUGUUUGCCCACGUCGCCACGAAAUUCCCUCGCCGUGUCUCCGCCAUCCAUCCGUCGGUCUUGUUUCGGUGGUCAGCCAAGAACACCACAACCAAAAGCAGCACCAUACUACCGCACUUCAAGCGGUACUUGACCACCGUGGUGGACGUAUUCGCGGGGCCGCCAGGUCACAUGACAUGUCCAGUGCUGUUGGAUACCAUCUCGAAGCUCGUGAUCGACUUCUUUUAUGGCCCCGUGUAUGUCGUGAACGACGUGGAAGCGUCGUGGCCGUCGACUCUCCAGUCCCCUCGAAAGCCAUCCUCGUUUCAUGAUGCCAGUGAUGACAAGACUCGCGAUGCGGAUGAGAUGGCGUGUGGUGUAUGCUUGCAAUCGCUAGAGGGAGAUCCAAGAAGUAUGACACAAGAUGAGAAAACUGGUGCAACCUACAACAACAGCAUUGUCGUCCAGGUCAGCAUCACCACGUUGGCCUGUGGCCAUCCCUUCCACGACGAGUGCAUUGUGACGCACUUGAACGCGGACUUGCAAUGUCCCGUCUGUAGCUUUGUGCCCACCUUGUAAUCAAUCGACCCAACG